AUGGGAAACAGACACUCAAAAUCUUCCGAUUCGAAUGAAGCAAAACUGGCAGAGGAUGGAAAAGAGAAAUACGCCGGUGCGAAUAACUUCACCGGUGUAUUAUACAAGAUAACAUCAUCUGGGAACGUGUCGAUCAAUGCAAACGGAUCAACGGUGUCUUCGAUGCAGGAAAAGUCAAAAAAAACCAUGAGACAACGUGAAAUUGUGAGCCAAAACGAUGCAGCUGCAAACAAUUUGAUUCAAGGACCUCCACUUUUCACAGUAAGUGGAUUCAUUCACUCUUAG
Molecule: messenger RNA, 285 nt
Organism: Caenorhabditis remanei
Lineage: Eukaryota; Metazoa; Nematoda; Chromadorea; Rhabditida; Rhabditidae
Exons: 2
Coding region: 1-285 (94 amino acids)
Source: RefSeq, a predicted model, not a curated record